Plectropomus leopardus (leopard coralgrouper) is the source of this 3934-nucleotide messenger RNA. RefSeq lists its product as uncharacterized. The record is from RefSeq and is a predicted model, not a curated record. Gene Ontology annotation, molecular function: 3'-5'-RNA exonuclease activity. NCBI's taxonomy places the organism in Eukaryota, Metazoa, Chordata, Actinopteri, Perciformes, Serranidae.
GUGCACCAGAGGGCUGUUUGUGAGGAGAUAAGAUGAACUUCUCGGUGAUGUAACGUUAGUUUCUGGGAACGGAAAGGAGUAAAUUUUCCUACAGUAUUGUGUUGGUGUGCAUGCUAGAGCCAAGAGGAGGCAUUUUUCUGCAGAGCACACAAUGGAGGAAGGACGAGAUUUCUCACUUUGUGGCAAAAGUGCUGUAACUGAAGCCAAUCUGAGAGAUGAGUACUACUGGAGGCUCGUUGCAGACUUCAUCGGUCCCCAAUCAGGAGAAGGAUUAGAGCUUGAGAAGGGGCCAUGCAAGAACAGACUUUUGAUUCAAGUUGGACUCAUGAUAGAGGACAAUAACUUCCCGUGGAUUGCCAUCGUAGAAUGGCUCAAGAAAAUUUUCCCCAACCAUCAGUCCACUGACUUCCGUCGCUUGAUCGAAAGAGGCAUCGCAACAACACUGAGUCUGGGAAGUGACGCAAGGCUGACCUUCCUGGAAUCGUAUGUCAACUUCAAUUUUGUUGGCCCAAUAUGUGACAGCAUCGGAGUUGAGCGACACCACCUUUUGGAAAUGACGGAUUUCUCAGAGCGAGCGCAGUCGAUCGAGGUCACGAAUGCACUGAUUCUAGAGUUGAGCAACUUUGUCUCCAGGGAGCGAAUCACGCCACUCUUUCUCGUUCAAUGGCUUAGGAACUUCAACCCUGAGUUUUGUAAGGAUGGGAAUAUUCAAAAGGCAUACCAAGUCCUGAGAGCCAAGAUAAAAAAGUUAAAACUGCACUACCGCAAUCACGAAACAAGGAGCCACAGGAGGAAUGCAAUGAUGGAAAAUCUGCUUCAAAGUCCAUUUGAGCUGGUGCGGAAAAAAGAGCCCAAAUUCAUUCCAAAGAAACGUGUGAAAAGAGAUGACCUCUUAAAUUAUGAAAAAGUUACCAUCAAGGAGGAAUACGAGACCUACGAAAUAAUGCAAGAUGUGGAGUCUGACAUGAAUGUAGGACUUGUAAGGAAAGUGAUACGGAGAGAACACGUCACUCAUGAUGAAAAUGAUGAGGAUACGGACGAUUCCAACAGUGAAGGAGAAACGUCACAUCACAAACAAGAGGCUCUGACCCUGCUCGACAUCGCAAUGUUGUCUGUUCAAAAGCUGUCACGCGUGUACGGUGGGAAAACUGAAGCAUGCAAGCAAGUUUGCUUAGAUCUCCUCAAAAAUCAGUAUGCUCUAACAUGCAAGGAGCAUCCAGCCAUGGCAGAGUUUGAGAAAAAACUUGACUCACUGUGUGAAGACUUCUCGGUCGUUUAUCCCGUGGUGUUUUUAAACCACAACGCCAACUUCCUCGUUGACAUGCAUGACGCCGUGGAGCAGCAGAUCAUGAGCUUUGAAAAAGAGAUCAUUCUGUCGACGGGAGAGAAACUAGGCCGUGACAAGCUGCCAAAAUUCAACAACUUUGUGAAUUUCUCCGAAAGUGCCACCUCACGUUACAUCCACAUGGCUUGUGAUGUCUUAAGCCAUAAAAACCCUGACAUGCAGAACUACAGGAAACACUGGGUAGCUUUCUGCGAGGAAAAGAACAACCCCUCGAGGCUUGAAGUAAAUCAGUCGAACCGAUUCAACCACUACUUUGAAGCUGCAGCCGGUCUCAUCCACCAUCACAAAGAGAUGGCUCUCUUCUUCUCCGAUCUGCUGUCAAUGACCAACGAUGCAAACAUUGUCCUGGAGUGUGUCGCCGCAGAUGCUAAUGACUCUGUUAUACAGAGCCUUGUGUGCGUUCUUGCCAUUGUUUACUGCAAAAUCAUUGGUCCUUACUGGCAGCUUCUGAAAAGUGGAGGAGAGUACUCGCUUUUCAGCCAGUACUUACUCUGUCUCUACCAAAAGUUCCUCGAUUGGUCCAAAGAUCCUUCAACGCUGCUGGAGCCGGAAGGGACCACAAAUGUUUUUCUGCAGUUCCCGUUGCAGGAGAAAACCUAUGAAGGAGUGUUUCAGUACUGCGGUCACUGGCACACAAACAGAAACCUAAUCAGAGCUUGUCUGAAGAGGAUAAUUAAGGUGAUUGCCGGCGUCACUGACGAACACCUGAAGGAUUUCCUGCCAGGAGGUUCGUUUGCUCAAGUCCCUCCACCAGAGCUGAGCUCAGAACUUGUGAGUUGCACGUUUUCCGUCUUGAUGGCGGAAUAUCCAUUCAGUGAAGGGGACCCGGAGAGGAAGAGAAAAUCAGAGAAGUCCCCCAAACGCUCACGCAAGAAGAUGGACAGCUCUCAGGAAGACAACGACCGAUACGGUUCAUCUGACAAUAGUGGCGAUGAAUCUUACGGUUGGCACUCUAGAAAGAAGAGCAGCCAAAAGGAUGGUCAUAGUCCGCAGUUUGUAAGAGGUUACAGAGAAAGGGAGCCAAAGGUGGAAGAAGAGCGUGAGGAGAUCAUGGAUAGGGAUUACAUAAUCGCCACAGUGAACAGGAACGGAGGGCCAUGCAGGACGCAGCAGGACGUCGACAAACUUCUGCUGCGUUUCGAUGGUAAACCCCGAACUGAGAAACGGGAAGCGCUCCGUUGUGAGAUAUUGUACCAGAAAAUGAUCCUGAACAACACAGAACCACACUUGAAUGAAGUCUUCCAAAACAGCACUCAGAUGGCAUUGAAGCUGAAGCUCGCGCUACCUCGUGUCAAACCGGGGUACUCUCUCGUUUUGGCACCUAAAAAGACGAAAUCCAAGGCUGUGACACAGUAUGCGACGUACGCUGCGACUGGUCAAAGUGAAUACAACAGCACAGGAGGGCUGUGAUUGCAUCAAAGUGUGACACUGAGGGAUAAGUGUGUUGUGACUUCCUCAUGUGAAAAAGGGUUCCCAAAGUCAUGAAACACCUGGAAAAAGUCAUGGAAUUUAACAAUCUUGUUUAAGAGACUGGAAUUAGUAAAAAAAAAAAAAUCAUUGACAGUUUUGGUUGAACAAAAAAAAAAAAUUAAAAAAACCAUUGAAUUUUGAGAAGAGGGAGCUGGAGGUGUUGGGACGCCACGCUCUGGGGUUCUUCAUACAUGUCAACUUAGAGCAGCACAAUAAAUCAUGUUAAGAGUUUGUAUCUGACAGUUUUGAAAAACAAAAAUAUAUAUAUAAUGGUACCUUGAAAAGUGAUGGAAAAGUUUUGAAAUGUCCAUAAAAAUGUAGGGGAACUCAUAUUUUUGCAGACCAAGAAGAAAUACACACAAUGACCUCAAUCUUGCCAAACAAAUAUAAAGUGUGAUUCAGCAUAAGCCCGAUGUCAUGUAUUUUCAGUGCCAGUAGCUGAAAUUGUAAGGUUUGAUUUUGUAGCUGUCAUACUUUUUAAUGUUUUUUAAUUUGCUUGGUGCCUUUGACAAUGUUUUUUGUUGCUGAGACCUUUUUUUAAAACAUAAAAUAGUACCCAUUAGUCAGAGGUUUGCCAACCACUGAUAUGAAAAAAAUAUGUUGUAUAAAACAUUGACAAAAUAAACAUCUCUGUUCAUAUUUACUUUCUCAUUCUGUAUGAUAAACUAUAAAAAGAAUUCUGUUACAAAACCAACCCAGUUUAAGUUCAAGUUCAUGGCUGUUUUCCAUCAACAGUCAGUGUUUUUGUUUUUGUCACUCACAUAAUAACUUGUGUUUUUUUCACAUUUGAAGGGUAUUUGUGGUUGCAUCACAGGCAUCAGCCAUGUCAGCGAGUUCAUUCUUAUUAAAGAUGUUGAUUUAGACAGACUCAACAAUACAAGGAAGCAGAAAUGAGAGAGGGGUUUAUUGGGGUCACUGUGCUAAAUGUCAAGGCCUCAAUUAUUUUCUGUGGAAAACACACUAAUCAACGUCCCCAAGCCCUGUAACUAACAACAACUAUUAGAGCUUGCAGUUGCAUGAUAUGGAGGAUCAGAAGUGUCACGGAAAUAGGAAUAAAGCAUUUAAUUGUUAACCAACUGUACUAUUCAAAUAGGCAUUAUUACAUUUGAGCAGCGGUGG